AUGCCGCCAUCACAACCCCCAUCUGCGCUGGGCGGAUCCCACAGCCCGAGCCUCACGUCCGCGGAUGUUCCAGACACAUCCCUGACCCUCUUCGUGAUAUCAGAUGGCGAUAGCGAUGGAGAUAGCGAUGACCGCCUCCAGCAUAAUGACGAUGACGACGUCGAGAUUGUCAGCGUCAAAGAUCAGUCGGCCUCUCUCCUUGCCAAUCCCGAAGCACCAGCUGCCCGUACCCUGGCAAAGCAUUUGGCCGAAGUGGAAUGUCCAAUCUGUUUCGAUUCAGUAACAACGGCUACCGUUACUCUGUGCGGCCACAUCUUCUGUCUUGAUUGUAUUUACCAAAGUGUGCUGAGUUCAAGCGCACGAGGGCAGGCUCGCCAAGGCAAGGGUUUGUGUCCACUAUGUCGAAAGAAUGUUAUCUUUAAAGAUACAAUAGUUUUGCGAAUGAGAAAGCAAACCGCCGGCUUAACGGAUGCCCCCAAGUUGCCCACACUCAAGCGAUCCGCGGAUAUCGAGAUUGGUGGACCUUCUAAACGAUAG
This is a messenger RNA of Diutina rugosa, 537 nucleotides long. RefSeq names its product SUMO-targeted ubiquitin ligase complex subunit. The record is from RefSeq and is a predicted model, not a curated record. The transcript has a single exon. The coding region runs from base 1 to 537 and encodes 178 amino acids. Lineage: Eukaryota; Fungi; Ascomycota; Pichiomycetes; Serinales; Debaryomycetaceae.